Molecule: messenger RNA, 7691 nt
Organism: Python bivittatus (Burmese python)
Lineage: Eukaryota; Metazoa; Chordata; Lepidosauria; Squamata; Pythonidae
Gene: CIC
Product: capicua transcriptional repressor
Biological process (GO): regulation of transcription by RNA polymerase II
Cellular component (GO): nucleus
Molecular function (GO): DNA-binding transcription factor activity, RNA polymerase II-specific; RNA polymerase II transcription regulatory region sequence-specific DNA binding
Source: RefSeq, a predicted model, not a curated record
CUGAUUGGCCGCGGCGUUGUCGGCGGUGGCUCCGCUGUUGCUGAGGGGAAGCGAGAGAGGCCUGGCCGGGGCAAGAGAGGCCAGGAGCGGACCACCGCUCCCUGAGUCUGUGCCCAGCCUGGGGGGAAGAUGAAACCAGUGAGAAAGGCUGCCAGUUCCUCCUCUUCCUCCUCUUCAGGCAGCAGCAGCUGCAGCCGCUCGCCACCCUCCACCCGGGCCAAGACUCAGAAGCGCAGGACAGCCGUUGAAGAGGGAGCAGAGGAAGAGGCUCCUGAUCAGCCCCCAGCCUUUGUGGGUGCCCGGCGCAUGCAGGUGCCGAUGGACCCCGGCCUGCGGGACUUGGCGGGGGCGCAUGAUGACCCCUACAAACUGCCCGAAGGGGAAGCGCAGGUGGGGGCUGAGGCCUGCGGGACAGAAGCCUCACUGAACCGCAAGACGGCUACGUUUAAGUCGCGCGCGCCGUGCCGGAAGUACCCCGGGGGUGAAGAAUCGGAUGGGAGCGAGAACGUAGCAGCAGCCUCGGAGGAUGAACCCCGGCGCUGUCCUUCUUCCAGUACGGAUACGGCCAGCGAGCACUCUGCAGACGAGAAUGACAAGGGGGCCGGAGACGUGUGGGUGAUGCCCCCCAGCGGAUACGACCUGCGCCAGUUGCGCUCCCAGCGGGUGCUGGCUCAGCGAGAAGGACUCUUCCAGCCAGCCGUUGUGAAGCAGGUCAGGCGAGGGCAGGACUUGGGGGUGCAGUUUGUGGGGGACCGUGUCACAGCAUAUUAUGAAGGGGCAUUGGGGUCUGGCACUGUGGACGUUGUUCUGGAUGCUACCCCUCCACCUGGGGCCUUGACUGUGGGCACCCCUGUCUGUGCUUGUGUGGACCCUGAGGAGACGGCUUAUCAGGAGGGCACCGUGGUGGAAGUCAGUGCCAAGCCUGCUUCCUACAAAGUGCGGUUUGCCCAUCCUGUGGUUCUCCCUGGGGCUGCCAGCGCUGCCCGCAAAGACUCUGCCUGGGUGCCCCGCUCUGCUCUGCGCCUUCUGCGCUCCCCGUGGCAUUGUGACCAUCCUUCUGAAGACAACAGGCCCCCCGAAAAAACGCCUCCGUUGCCAGAGCCAGAGGAAGCUGCUCUGGCCCUCCCGUGCCCUGAGCCCAAGCAGCCCGAAGAUGCUGAAGUCUCUAAGAUCAGCGCUGGGGUGCGGGCAGAGGAGAAGUCUGUGGUGGUGCCACCCCAGAUCCUCUCCCCCCCGAAGUCACCCGCCUUCCCUCGCCUUCCCGAGCAGCGAUCGCCCUUGUUGAGCCCAGAAGCGAGUGGAAGCCGCAGCAGCAGCGUGAUGUCCGUGGACAAGUGCAGCACGCCAGGGUCCUCUCGCUCCCGUACGCCCCUCACCGCCGCCCAGCAGAAGUACAAGAAAGGGGACGUGGUGUGCACCCCCAACGGCAUCCGCAAGAAGUUCAACGGGAAGCAGUGGCGGCGGCUCUGCUCGCGGGACGGCUGCAUGAAGGAGUCUCAGCGGCGGGGCUAUUGCUCGCGCCACCUCUCCAUGCGCACCAAGGAAAUGGAAAGCCUCUCGGAAGGCCGAGGCAGCGGUUUGCGGGAGGGCAGUGCCGAGUUUGACUGGGACGAGACUUCACGGGACAGCGAGGCCAGUAGCGCUCGAGGAGACUCACGGCCUCGCCUGGUGGCCCCUGCUGAUUUGUCGCGCUUUGAGUUUGACGAGUGCGAAGCGGCCGUCAUGCUGGUGUCCCUGGGCAGCUCCCGUUCAGGCACCCCUUCUUUCUCGCCUGUCUCCAACCAGUCCCCCUUCUCACCUGCCCCCUCCCCCUCCCCCUCCCCUCUUUUUGGCUUCCGUCCAGCCAACUUCAGCCCCAUCAAUGCCUCACCUGUAAUCCAGCGGGCCGCUGCUCGCAGCCGCCAUGUGAGUGCCAGCACCCCAAAGGGGGUCGGGGGUGCGGUGCUGAGCCCUGAGAUGUUGCAUCACGCCACCUCCCGGGAGCGCCAUCAUUCAGGCAUCAGCUUUCAGACCAACCUUACCUUCACGGUGCCAAUGAGCCCCAGUAAACGGAAAGCCGAGUCGCACCACAGUAGUACCAGCUCAGCAGCUGACUUCCACAAGAAUGACAGUCUCGACUCAGGAGUAGAGUCCAUUUCCCACACCCCUACCCCUUCGACCCCUGCUGGCUUCCGGGCUGUGUCGCCUGCGGGAGCGGGGCCCUUUUCCUCGCGCUCUCAGCAGGCCUCUCCGCUCUUGCUGGUGCCCCCGCCAGCUGGACUGACCUCCGAUCCUAGCCCCACCGUGAGGAGGGUGCCUGCCGUGCAGAGGGACUCUCCGGUUAUUGUGCGCAACCCAGAUGUGCCGUUGCCCUCCAAGUUCACUGAGAAGCCCCUGGAGGGGCGAGUGGGCAGUCCAAGGAUGGGGAAAGCUGGCUCCAAGGAACACUUGUCAGGGAAAGGGCAGUUGCAAAUGCCAGUGCCCAUUAAUGUGGGGCGAACUCUGCCUUCCAGCCAGCCUAGUGUGGUAUCUGCCCCUGAACAAGCCCCACCUAUUUUCAGUGUGUCCUCCCCCUUUCAGCCUGUUGCCUUCCACCCCUCCCCAGCUGCCCUCCUGCCUCUCCUUGUCCCUGGAGAGUAUACCAGCCACCCUGCUCCCAAGAAGGAGAUUAUCAUGGGACGACCUGGCACAGUGUGGACAAAUGUGGAGCCGCGGUCUGUGGCAGUAUUCCCAUGGCACUCACUAGUGCCCUUCCUGGCUCCAAGCCAACCAGAUUCCUCAGUGCAGCCCAGUGAAGGCCAGCAGCCUGUCAGUCAUCCGUCCACAUCCAAUCAGAACAAAGAACCUCCCGAAUCAGCUGCUGUAGCCCAUGAACUCCCUGGGUUAUCUUCAGAGGCUGACAGUGCAGGGAGGCCAACCUCCUCGCACCCUGAUAGUCCCGCUCCAGUUCCCCAACCGUCUUCGGUGACUCCAGGAGGAGGCGGAGGUCCAUCUCAGCAUGAUGAUGACCUCCCAGGGCACCCACGCCUGGAUAGCGAGACAGAGAGUGACCAUGAUGAUGCGUUCCUAUCCAUUUCAUCUUCUGAGAUCCCAAUCCCACUACUGCCUGGCAAGCGGCGUACCCAGUCUUUGAGUGCGCUGCCGAAAGAGCGCGAUUCUUCCUCUGAGAAGGAUGGGCGGAGUCCAAACAAGAGAGAAAAAGAUCACAUUCGGCGGCCAAUGAACGCUUUCAUGAUCUUCAGCAAGCGGCACCGGGCCCUUGUACACCAGCGGCACCCCAACCAAGAUAACCGUACUGUCAGCAAGAUAUUGGGCGAGUGGUGGUACGCGUUAGGUGCCAAGGAGAAGCAGAAGUACCAUGACUUGGCCUUCCAGGUGAAGGAAGCCCAUUUCAAAGCACACCCUGACUGGAAGUGGUGUAACAAAGAUCGGAAGAAGUCUAGUUCGGAUGUGAAGCCUGCUGGACCAGGGGGGUGCCCCAAGGAGACACGUGAACGCAGCAUGUCAGAGACAGGUCCUGCUGCUGUACCUGGAGGUACUUCUGAAAUGCUACUGGGGCCAGAUGGCAAGGUGGGGAUCCUGGGAUCUGGGCACAUCCAUGGGGAGCGAAUCCUGCCCUCAGGGUCUGAUGCACAGCGCCCACGGGCCUUCUCCCACAGCGGUGUGCAUGGCAUGGAGAGUGACCGGGACAACCAGGUGUUGCAAGAGCUUACCCAGAUUUGCUCUGGGCAGUCUCCAUAUGCCAGUGGAAAGGGGCAGUAUGGGGGGCUGGGCCCCUCAGGGUCCCCAUUUGCGACUCCGGGUGAGGGUCCCCGUCAUUCUCUGCACCCACAUUCCUCCCGUGCCUCUCGUUCUCAACGCACAACCAGCGAGGACAUGACCAGUGAUGAGGAGCGCAUGGUUAUCUGUGAGGAGGAGGGUGACGAUGACGUUAUUGCUGAGGAUGGGUUCAAUCCGGCUGAUGUUGACUUGAAGUGCAAAGAGCGAGUGACGGACAGUGAUAGUGAAGGAUCAUUAGGGGAUGAAUCCGACAGCAAGGACUUUGGACGAAAACUCUUUGCCCCAGUGAUCCGCUCAGCAGCCCUGCCUCCUCCUUCUGCUCCCUUUGCCCCAUGUCGUCCGCAACCUCCCCUGGACUUGGAGCCGCCACCGCCGCCACCGCCGCCACCACCUCACAGUCACGAUGAGCAGCCCCCUUCUAAAUCUUACAGUUCCUUCCAGAUGUCCCCCAGCACCUUCAAGGCCCAAGACUCACAUGGAGGUCUUCGUCCCCACAACACCCCAACCAAGCGGUUGGAGGCGCGCUUUGACCCAACAGCUGCCCCCUACAGGCGGAAGAGAGCAGACAGUGCAGGGAGUUCCCAGGGGCCUGCAGAGUCUGGAGCAGCUCCCCUCUCUGUCCCCGCCCACUCUGUCAUCUCUCCGCCCGGCGGCGUGGUGCAAACUGUGGUGCUUCCUGAUUCAACCCGUUUGUCCACUGGCACUGUGCUGGUGACAGCCCCCUCUAUGAGCACCCCAAACAUGGGGGUGAUCGGCUACAGCGGGUCACCCAGCUUGGUCCGGACAGCAUCCACUGUGGUAACCAACGUAGUCAAGCCAGUUAGUAGCACUCCUGUACCUAUUGCCAGCAAACCUUUCCUGCGUGGAUCGGGGGAUGGGCUGCCACUGCUCAGUCCCCCACCCUCAGACGGCAACACAAAGCCAGAAGGAAUUUCCGUAAGCCGACUCGGCCUGCUCUAUGCCGAUAAAAAGACUCCCCAGAGCUCUGGCAUGGCUGGGAUCCAAGCCACGUCUCCUCAUUUAGUAGCUGGACCACUUCUUGGCCAAGGCUUGGCUGCGGUGGGGAAGUGUCCCCCAAACCAAGGAAGUGUUGUGACCAAUCUCCUUGUAGGAACUCAAGGUUAUAGCCAAGCCAGCGGUGCCGGAGGAGCUGGCGUCCCAGUGACUGUUUUGCCACCUGGGGCCAUUGCCCAGCAACAGUCUGUGCAGUUCAUCACCCAGAAUCCCCCUGGGCAGAAUGGGCCCGUGCCCCUCAGCAUCCUGCAGCCUCAAGGUAUUCUGUCAGGGGCAGCAGGAAAGGGCGGGAGCAUCACUCAGGUUCAGUACAUCCUGCCUACGUUGCCUCAGCAGCUGCAGGUGGCAGGGGGGAAGAUGCCGGCCGCAGCAGGCACUCCUGCGGCCGCCAGCAUUCACUUCACUCUGCCUCCCCCCAAUGGAAAAGUGAUCACUGCCCCCCAAGCCAUCCCCAUCAUCCAGCCCGCACCAGGAAGCAACAGCAGCAGCGUCACCGUCAUGUCCUCGGCACCCAAAGUUCAGUCAGUGUCCCCAGUGCAGGCACCAUCUCCUAGCAGUUCAGCCCACCUUGUCUCUGGGCAGGUGAUGCCCCCCACAGGGCUACAGGUGCAAGGCAAAGUCUUGGUGCCUAUGGCAGCCUCCCAGGUGACAGUGAGGACCACCUCAGCCACCCAGCUGCCUCUGGUUACUCCACCUUUCCCUGUCCCAGUGCAAAAUGGGAGUCAGCCGGCAAGCAAGAUUAUUCAGCUCACUCCAGUGCCAGUUGUCCAGCCUCAGUCCUCUUCACAGAGCAGUGGCACCUUGGUGCCCCCACUUAGCCCUGCUGCUCUUCAGGGCACCAUGGCCACCGCUGUCAUUGGUUCCCCAAGCCAAACCCAGAAAGUUCUGUUGCCCUCCUCCUCUACCAGGAUCACCUAUGUGCAGUCAGCAGCUGGGCAUGCCCUGUCCCUGGGCACCUCAACUUCUCAUACUCAACCCAGUGUCCCCCCAGCUGCUCCUGCCACCACCUACGUCCAGUCCCCAGUGGGACCUGCCCCCAUGGCACUGGGUUUCACAGCUAUUGGGCCACUGCUCUCGGGUCAGAAUCCUCUGUUGACUUCAGGGCAAGUGGGAGUGUCCCCACUGCAGAGCCCUCAACUCCCAGUUUCCUGUGCUGGACAAGGGCAGGUCAUUACUGCCGUCUACCCCACCCCCACAGGGACCAGUCCUGUUCAGUCUGCCAGUCACAGUGUGGUCUAUUCAGUGGCAGCCACAGGCACUGCCACUGUCUCCUCUCCCACAGCUAUCCUGCCCAAGGGGGGCAGCAUCAGUCAGAGCUCUGGAAGUUCUAACCACGGCCUGAUUUCCACAGCCACACAAGUAAUUCCCUCAACAGCCAUUCGACCUCAGCGCCCAUCCCUCAAGCCUCCCCAGAAGGUGAAAGCCACCAUUGCUAGCAUCCCAGUGGGUUCCUAUGAAUCAGCCUCUUCGCCAGGCCCCGUUCGGCCUCCUGUGGGGCAGCAGCAGGACUCUGGGGGAGCGCGAUACCACCGGGAGGCUGAAACCUUGGAACGGGCUUCACGGGAGACAGGACCCCAAGAUAACCCCUCUCCCCCUGCGUGCCAGGGGGCCGAACAGAGUCCCGCCAAAGCCCAAGAGUUGAAGCGAGAUUCCUGGGAGCCAGUAUCACCCCCAGCAUCCCAGCAGCCGCAAGGAACGGAGACAACGGCCACAGAAGUUGUCUGGAACCAGCGGGAGGCGGCAGCGGGGUCCAGUGAAGAGGGUGCUGCCCGUGACCCUCCACCAGCCUCUCUGUUAGGCAGCAAAGGGACAGAAACGGCCCCAAAAUUCCCCAGCUCCCCUGACUGGAGAACAGCAGGUCCAGAGGGUCGUCCUGAGGGUUCAGCAUCAUCUACAGGUCCAUCUUCCUCUUCUUCACUGAGUCCGAUCCCAUCAAACCCUGGAGAGGGCUCUAGGAGUGGAGCUUCAGCUCUGCCCCCAACAACAGCCCCUACAACCGAAGGGCUCGAGCCAAAGGAGGGUCCAGGUGGGAAGAAAGUGAAGGUCCGACCUCCACCCCUGAAGAAAACCUUUGAUUCUGUUGACAACAGGGUUCUCUCAGAAGUGGAUUUUGAGGAGCGCUUUGCCGAGUUGCCUGAGUUCAAGCCCGAAGAGGUGUUGCCUUCGCCCACGCUGCAGUCUCUUGCCACCUCUCCUCGUGCCAUCCUGGGUAGCUACCGCAAGAAGCGCAAGAAUUCCACUGACCUUGAUUCCUCCACUGAAGACCCCAUCUCCCCUAAACGGAAGAUGCGGCGUCGCUCCAGUUGCAGUUCAGAGCCCAACACUCCCAAAAGCGCCAAGUGUGAAGGAGACAUCUUUACUUUUGACAAAACAGGCACAGACACGGAGGACGUACUUGGGGAGCUGGAGUACGAGAAGGUGCCCUACUCUUCCCUCCGGCGAACCUUGGAUCAGAGAAGGGCUCUGGUCAUGCAACUCUUCCAGGAUCACGGCUUCUUCCCUUCAGCCCAAGCCACUGCAGCUUUCCAAGCCCGCUAUUCUGACAUAUUCCCUACCAAGGUCUGCUUACAACUUAAGAUUCGGGAAGUGAGGCAGAAGAUUAUGCAAGCAGCUACCCCCACAGAGCAAGCCCCCAGCACGCCGGAGCCCGGAGGCCCCCCAGGCCAGGGCAGCACUGCAGAGGGACAGCUGACAGAGUUGAGCUUCCCACAGGACUCAGCACAAGGCACAGAGGCUGCCCCCCCAGCAGCCAGCCCUUCCACUACAGCAGCUGGUUGGGACUGUAACCAGCAGUCUUCUCCAGGGGGGCCCAGUAGCAGCACCACCAGCAGCAGAUGAAGGGCACUGAGCAACAAGCAAGACAAGCAGCCUCGUGGAGUGGGGGGAGUCUCGGAGCUUUACCCCCACCCCUGCCCCGC